ACAAAUUCCAUUACAUUUUUAUUAAUUGUGUUGAAAAUUUAUCGCAAUUUCUAAUGUUAAAUUAGUGUAAAAAGUGUAGCAAUGGAGUUGGAUUCAAAGUUGGAAUCUGAUCCUUCAAAUGAUCCAGGACAAGAUUCCAACCACAACACAGAAAAUCAACAAAUUCCAACACCAAACACUGAUUUUACAAACACAAAUACUCAAUUUGAACCCAAUAACACUUACAAUACAGCUGAGAACACUCAUAAUAUUGCUGAUAACACUCAUAAUAUAACUGAUAUUUCAGAGAUUACACUUGGAAAUCCUCAAGUUCCUACUACAAAUCCUCAGUUUAUGCCUGAAAAUGUACCAAAUCUGCCCUUUCCACCCGGUAAUAUACCCAUCCUCAAUCCAGGUAAUAUCCCUAUGAUUCCAAUGCCACCACCGGGUACCGUACCUUUUCCAAUACCUAUGCCUAGUACUGUGCCAAUGCCUGGUACUAUACCAAUGCCUGGUACUAUACCAAUGCCUAGUACUAUACCAAUGCCGAUGAUGCCUAUACCGAAUGGUAUACCGAUGCCCCCAAUGCCUAACACUGUGCCCGUACCAAUGCCCAUGCCUAUGAUGCCCACUAAUAUUAUUCCUAACAUGCCCAUUAGUCCUCCACCAGGAUUCAAUCCCACCGCUAACUCUGUUACUGUUAACGGUGUUAACGGUGUUAACAGUGUUAAUGGUGUGAACAGUGUGAAUAGUGUAAAUAGUGUGAAUAGUGUAAAUGCUGUGAAUAGUGUUAACGGUACUGAAGGUAGUUCGGAGGUCAGGUUCCACUUUGGGGACUUUGAGCGUUUGCAGGAUAAGGCUCGAAAGUGGCAAAAACUAAACACUAAAAAAUUUUCUAAGCCCUCAAACGCCGCGGCGGCGAGUUCGCUAAACUUACAAAUGCCGCCGGAGCAUGUGAGGAAGGUGAUUCGUGACCACGGUGACAUGAGUAGUCGCAGGUAUCGCUAUGACAAGCGUGUGUACCUGGGAGCGUUAAAGUAUGUACCGCACGCAGUGUAUAAACUGUUAGAGAACAUGCCAAUGCCGUGGGAGCAAGUGAGGAAUGUGCGGACGCUGUACCACAUAACAGGCGCCAUAACAUUUGUAGAUGAGAUACCGUGGGUGGCUGAUCCGAUCUUCCUAGCGCAAUGGGGGACCAUGUGGAUCAUGAUGCGUCGUGAGAAAAGAGACAGACGCCACUUCAAGCGCAUGAGAUUUCCGCCAUUUGACGACGAAGAACCGCCAAUAGAUUAUGGUGAGAAUAUAUUGGACUUGGAACCGCUGGAAGCUAUACAAAUGCAACUUGAUCCUGAAGAGGAUCAAAGCGUAAUUGAGUGGUUCUAUGAUCAUAAACCGCUGCAAUACAAUUGUAAACACAUCAACGGCACAAGUUACAGAAGAUGGUUUCUAACGCUGGAGCAAAUGGCCGUGCUGUUCCGCCUGGCAUCACAACUGUUCUCUGAUAUUUUGGACGAUAAUUACUUUUACUUGUUUAAUUUGAAGGCGUUUUACACGGCGAAGGCGCUGAAUACGGCGAUUCCGGGCGGGCCGAAAUUUGAGCCUCUGUACCGUGACAUCGAUGAUGACGAAGACUGGAAUGAGUUCAAUGAUAUAAGUAAACUAAUCAUUAGACAACAGAUAAGAACAGAGUAUAAAAUAGCAUUUCCAUACUUAUACAACUCUAGACCCAGGAAAGUCGCCAUGGCCAAUUAUCACACUAAGUUGUGCUCGUACAUCAGACAUGAAGAUCCAGACCUGCCAAUCUUUCAUUUUGAUCCCAUUAUUAACCCCAUUCCUUCGUAUACCAUUGAUAAUAUAGAUUAUAGAGUUAAGGAUUAUAGUAUCAAGGGGCUGGAUAGUGCCGUCAAUGGAGUUGGCACCAUGGUCAAUGGUGUAGGAGACUACAGCAUCAAAGGCAUGGAAUUCAGUGAUGCCAACUGUAUUAAUGGUAUCAAUGGUGUAAAUGAGGUUAAUGGUAUCAAUGGUGUAGAUGGAGUAAAUGGUGUUAACGGUGUAAAUGAGGUUAACGGUGUAAAUGGUGUUAACGGUGUAAAAGGUGAUAAAAAGGUUGAGAAGGAAAAGAAGAGAGAAAGAAGAAGUCGAAGUAGAGAAAGAAAGAGAAGUCGUAGCAGAUCAAGAGAAAGAAGAAGUAAAAGAGAUAGAAGACAUAGGUCUAGGGAUAGAAGAAGUCGAUCAAGAGACCGUAGGAGUAGGUCUAGAGAUAGAACUACUAGAGAAAAGGAUAAAAGUAAAAAUACUAAUACUGACAAGCACACUGUCACUAAACCCGUGAAACCCACUGCCGACACUACUACAAAUCAUACCACUAAUGAUGCUACUAGUCAAACUACUAUUCAAACUGCAAAUCACAUUAACAACGUUUAUACACCUAAUCCACACACUACGAAAAGUAUUACUCCCACCCAUACGCCAGUGGAGUAUGGGUUGGGUGAAAUAAAACCGUUGUUAUCAUUUGUGGAGUUGGAGAAUGAGAGGACUGGGAAUGGAGUAAGUUUAUACUGGGCGCCACAUCCGUUUAAUAAGCGCAGCGGGAUGUGUCGUCGAGCGAUAGAUUUACCAAUAGUGAAUUCAUGGUAUAGAGAACAUGUACCAAAGGAUUAUCCGGUGAAAGUGAGAGUAAGUUACCAGAAACUAUUAAAGGGCUGGGUCAUCAGUAAUUUACACAGUAAGAGACCAAAAGGAAUGAAGAAAAGAAGAUUGUUCAAGGUGUUUAGAGGGACUAAAUUCUUUCAGAGCACUGAGUUGGACUGGGUGGAAGUAGGGCUCCAGGUGUGUCGCCAAGGUUACAAUAUGCUAAACCUGCUAAUACACAGGAAGAAUCUCAAUUACCUCCAUUUAGACUAUAAUUUUAACCUAAAGCCCGUGAAAACAUUGACUACUAAGGAGAGAAAAAAGUCAAGAUUUGGUAAUGCGUUUCAUCUGUGCAGGGAGAUACUGAGGCUGACGAAGUUGGUAGUAGACUCGCAUGUGCAGUACAGAUUAGGAAAUGUGGAUGCAUAUCAGCUGGCAGACGGACUACAGUAUAUAUUCUCCCAUGUGGGUCAAUUGACGGGAAUGUACCGGUAUAAAUACCGUUUAAUGCGUCAAGUAAGAAUGUGUAAGGAUUUGAAGCAUUUGAUAUAUUAUCGAUUUAACACUGGACCUGUGGGAAAAGGGCCAGGAUGUGGUUUCUGGGUCUGUGGCUGGCGUGUAUGGUGUUUUUUCCUGAGAGGGAUUUUACCCCUGUUGGAACGCUGGCUUGGGAAUUUACUAGCACGUCAAUUUGAAGGUAGAAUUACCAAAGGCGUGGCUAAAACCGUGACGAAACAAAGAGUUGAGUCACACUUCGAUCUAGAACUACGUGCAGCAGUUAUGCAUGAUAUUUUAGAUAUGAUGCCAGAAGGAAUACGUGCCAGUAAGAGUAGAACAAUUUUGCAACAUUUGUCUGAGGCGUGGCGUUGUUGGAAGGCGAAUAUACCCUGGAAAGUGCCACAGUUGCCGUCACCGAUCGAGAAUAUGAUCUUGAGAUAUGUCAAGUUAAAAGCUGACUGGUGGACUAACGCGUGUUACUAUAACAGGGAACGUAUAAAAAGAGGCGCCACAGUAGAUAAAACAGUGUGUCGUAAGAAUCUGGGCCGUUUGACCAGAUUAUACCUCAAAUCUGAGCAUGAGAGACAGCAUAAUUAUUUAAAAGACGGGCCGUAUUUAUCAGGAGAGGAAGCUGUGGCGAUUUAUACCACGGCCGUACACUGGCUAGAGUCGAGGAAAUUCGUGCAUAUCCCAUUCCCGCCCUUGAAUUAUAAACACGACACUAAGAUAUUAAUAUUGAGUUUAGAACAGUUGAAGGAGCCGUAUGCAUCCAAGGGUAGGUUAAAUCAGUCACAAAGAGAAGAGUUGGGCCUGAUAGAACAGGCGUAUGAUAAUCCACAUGAGUGUUUAAGUAGAAUUAAACGUCAUCUCCUGACACAGCGAGCGUUUAAAGAAGUUACUAUAGAAUUUUUUGACAUGUAUUCUCACUUGAUACCGGUUUAUGAUAUUGAUCCGCUGGAAAAAAUUACUGACGCCUAUUUGAAUCAGUACCUAUGGUAUGAAGCGGAUAAUAGGAAGUUGUUCCCAAAUUGGAUUAAACCUUCAGACUCAGAACCGCCGCCACUCCUGGUAUACAAACUAUGCCAAGGCAUUAAUAAUUUUACCAACAUCUGGGAUACCUUUGACGCCGUUAGCGGGGAACCCACCUACGUAGUACUGCUCUGUACGAAAUAUGAUAAAGUGUAUGAAAAAGUUGAUCUGACCCUGUUAAACAGAUUGUUAAGGUUGAUCGUGGAUCAUAAUAUAGCGGAUUAUAUAACGGCCAAGAACAAUGUGUCAAUAGCGUUUAAGGACAUGUCACACGUGAAUAGUUUUGGAUUUUUAAGAGGAUUGCAGUUUUCACCGUUUGUCUUCAUGUAUUAUUCUCUGGUGCUGGAUUUGCUGUUGCUGGGACUAGGCAGGGCUACGGAAAUUGCAGGUCCCUACAACGCUGAAAAUGAAUUCCUCACGUUUCCCUCUGCAGAAAUUGAAUUACGCCACCCGAUCCGAAUGUUCAUGAGGUUCAUUGACGAAUUGUAUAUACUGUUUAAAUUCACCGCGGAAGAGGCGAGACAGUUGGUACAGAGGUAUUUGACGGAGAACCCAGACCCGAAUAACGAAAAUGUGGUGGGAUAUAAUAAUAAAAGCUGCUGGCCGAAAGAUUGCAGAAUGAGACUAAUGAAACACGACGUUAAUCUUGGAAGAGCGGCAUUCUGGGAAAUGCAAUCACGCUUGCCAAGAUCCAUCACCACUCUCGAAUGGUCAGACUCUUUCGUAUCCGUCUACAGUAAAGAUAACCCCAACCUACUCUUCUCCUUAUGCGGUUUCGAAGUUAGAAUUAGGAGGUACGGCGCGGCUAACUCAGUGAGUGAUACCACAGUGGGCACAGUGGAUACCGUAAAAUUAUCAGAGAGUAGUUGGAGACUACAGAAUAUGAAGACGAAACAACUAAGUGCAAUAGCCUAUCUACGUGUAUCAAACGAGAGCAUGAGCAUGUUUGAGAACAGAGUGAGGCAAAUAUUAAUGUCUAGUGGAAGCACGACAUUUACGAAAAUAGCAAAUAAAUGGAAUACGGCGUUAAUAUCACUAAUGACAUACUUCAGAGAAGCAACAAUACACACCAAUGAACUCUUGGACCUCCUGGUCAAAUGUGAGAAUAAGAUACAAACGAGGAUCAAAAUCGGGUUAAAUAGUAAAAUGCCAAGCAGAUUCCCACCAGUGGUCUUUUAUAGUCCCAAGGAGCUGGGUGGCCUAGGCAUGCUUUCCAUGGGACAUAUUCUCAUUCCACAGUCUGAUUUACGCUAUAGUAAACAAACUGAUGCUGGGAUCACACAUUUCCGCAGUGGCAUGUCACAUGAAGAUAAUCAACUCAUACCAAAUCUUUACAGGUAUAUCCAAACGUGGGAGAGUGAGUUUAUAGAGAGUCAGCGCGUGUGGGCGGAGUAUGCAUUGAAGCGUCAGGAGGCGCAGCAGCAGAAUCGGCGUCUGACAUUGGAAGAUUUGGAGGACUCAUGGGACAGAGGAAUCCCGAGAAUAAACACGUUGUUUCAGAAGGAUAGACACACGUUGGCAUAUGACAAGGGCUGGCGUGUGACGUUGUAUUUCAGGAAAUACCAAGUGCUGAGAUUUAACCCGUUUUGGUGGACACACCAACGCCAUGAUGGAAAGUUAUGGAAUUUGAACAAUUACAGGACAGACAUGAUCCAGGCACUGGGCGGAGUGGAGGCAAUUCUGGAGCACACGCUGUUUAAGGGAACAUAUUUCUCAACGUGGGAAGGUUUAUUCUGGGAAAAGGCGUCAGGAUUUGAGGAGUCAAUGAAGUAUAAAAAAUUAACAAACGCACAGCGCAGCGGACUAACACAAAUACCAAACCGUAGAUUUACACUCUGGUGGUCGCCAACGAUAAACAGAGCGAAUGUGUAUGUUGGAUUCCAAGUACAGCUAGACCUCACGGGAAUAUUCAUGCACGGGAAAUUGCCCACCUUAAAAAUCUCACUGAUUCAAAUAUUCAGAGCACAUCUGUGGCAGAAAAUACACGAAAGUAUCGUCAUGGAUUUGUGCCAGGUGCUGGAUAUGGAGUUGGACUCGUUGGAAAUUGAAACGGUGCAAAAGGAAACAAUCCACCCAAGAAAAUCAUAUAAAAUGAAUAGCUCAUGCGCAGAUAUACUAGUGACAUCGUCGUACAAGUGGAGAUUCGGGAAACCAUCACUACUCACAGAUACAACACCAAUUGAAAAAUUGGAGAAUGGAACCAAGUAUUGGAUAGACGUGCAGUUGCGUUGGGGGGAUUACGAUUCACACGAUAUAGAAAGAUACUCAAGGUCGAAGUUUCUGGACUACACGGGGGACAGCAUGUCGAUAUACCCGUGUCCAACAGGAUGCCUGAUAGCGGUGGAUUUAGCAUAUAAUUUACACAGCGGAUACGGGUACUGGUUUGAAGGAAUGAGAGAGUUAAUGGUCAGAGCAAUGAAUAAAAUCAUGAAGGCAAACCCGGCAUUAUUUGUGUUGAGAGAAAGAAUAAGAAAGAGUUUACAGCUAUACAGUAGUGAGCCGACAGAACCGUAUCUGUCCUCACAGAACAUGGGUGAGUUAUUUGGCUCCCAGACGAUCUGGUUCGUGGAUGACACGAAUGUAUACCGUGUAACAAUACAUAAGACGUUUGAAGGUAAUUUAACAACAAAGCCCGUAAACGGUGCGAUUUUCAUAUUUAACCCGAAGACCGGUCAGUUGUUCCUAAAAGUCAUUCACACAUCUGUAUGGGCAGGACAGAAACGUCUAUCACAACUUUCUAAGUGGAAAACAGCAGAAGAAGUCGUGGCACUUAUCAGAUCACUGCCCGUGGAAGAACAACCGAAGCAAAUAAUAGUAACGAGACGUGGAAUGUUAGACCCGUUAGAGGUACAUUUAGUGGACUUCCCCAACAUUGUGAUCAAGGGUAGUGAAUUACAGUUGCCGUAUCAGUCAAUAAUGAAGUUGGAGAAGUUUGGCGACCUGAUAUUAAGAGCGACACAGCCGGAAAUGGUACUCUUCAAUCUCUAUGACGACUGGCUCAAGAGUAUCAGCAGUUACACAGCAUUCAGCAGAUUAAUUUUAAUUUUGAGAGCAAUUCAUGUGAAUCCGGAGAGAGCCAAAUGUAUCCUAAAACCCAAUAAAACAACUAUUACCCUGCCGCAUCAUGUGUGGCCGAAUUUGACAGAUAAUGAAUGGAUAAAUGUGGAAAUAGCACUAAAGGACUUGAUUCUAGCGGACUACGCCAAGAGGAAUUCAGUCACCGUAACCUCGCUGACUCAGACGGAAAUAAGAGACAUAAUCUUGGGAAUGGAAAUAGCGCCACCGGAUGUACAACGACAACAAAUUGAAGAGAAUAUAGAAGUGGGCCCCAAAUCUGUGACCACUAAAACGGUAAAUGUGCAUGGAGAUGAGAUUGUAGUUACCACACAGUCGCCACAUGAACAACAAGUGUUUGCCAGUAAAACUGAUUGGAGGAACCGUUGUCUGGCAUCAGGAACAUUACACCUGAGAGCUAAACAUAUUUAUGUAGUCCCAGUGGAGUCGGAACAGGUAAUUGUACUACCAAAUAAUUUGAUAAAGAAGUUAAUAUCAAUUGCUGAUUUAAGAACACAAGUUGGAGCUUAUUUAUACGCCAAAGUUGAAAAAACAGAUCAUACAGUCUAUUCAAUAGUGUGUAUGGUAUUGGUGCCACAAGUGGGAACGCACAAGAGCAUUGUGUUGCCAAAAUUGAAGCCAGAACACGAGGCAUUGAGUGAGUUAGUGCCAAUUGGCUGGAUAUUCACACGUCCCAAUGAGGGAGAAAUUGAACAACAAACGUUGGAAAUGCACCAGAAGAUGAUUAAUGAUUUUAGUUGGGAGCCCUCAGCAGUGAUGGCGACAUGUACAUUUACACCAGGAUCCUGUGCAAUCGCAGCUAAAAGAUUAGUAAACGCAUUAGAAAAGCCGCAGAAUUUGCAAUUGGAGAAGGUGCAAGUUCUAGUGUCUGACACGUUUAAAGGGUUUUUCCUGGUACCAGUAGACGGCGCCUGGAAUUAUAACUUUAUGGGAGCGAAACACUCACCGCAUAUGAACUUUCAGUUACAAAUUGAAGUCCCAAAACCCUUUUAUGAUCCGAUCCACAGACCACUCCACUUCAUACAAUUCGCACACACGGCACAGGAAAAAACAUUCGAAGACGAUGAUCCACUUUCAUAGCCGCCGUCACUUUUCUGGUAAUUUUGAGGCAUUUAUAGGCUUUUUUGGAUUUCUUUACCGAUAAUUGGGGAUAUAUUUACUGAUAAUUGGGGAUUUAUUAAUGGAA
This is a messenger RNA of Theileria parva strain Muguga, 8398 nucleotides long. RefSeq names its product PROCN (NUC071) domain protein (gene PRPF8). Gene Ontology annotation, biological process: spliceosomal tri-snRNP complex assembly; mRNA splicing, via spliceosome. The transcript is spliced from 6 exons. Gene Ontology annotation, cellular component: catalytic step 2 spliceosome; U5 snRNP. Bases 82 to 8292 code for a protein of 2736 amino acids. Lineage: Eukaryota; Apicomplexa; Aconoidasida; Piroplasmida; Theileriidae. Gene Ontology annotation, molecular function: U5 snRNA binding; U2 snRNA binding; U1 snRNA binding. The record is from RefSeq and is a predicted model, not a curated record.